GUGGUUCACUCAAGGACAAACACAUUCUGACUCGCCACGGAGAGCAUGCGAAGGAGAUUUGAUUCAGAUUUGACAAACGCGGUGUCUGUGGAUUUAUUUGUUCGAAGAGUUUCCCAAAUGGGAAUAAGAAGGAUCUCCACACAAGGCAAUGAGCCCAUCAGACCUUCCUCCAUCAUUAAAAUUCUGUAAUUACACACCUGCCACCAUCAAGACCACCACCUGCUUUCUCCAGAUGUCCCAGCAAACAUGGGUAGUGUCAGCAGUUUGAUAUCAGGCCAUAGCCUUCACAGCAAACACUGCAAAGCCUCUGAAAACAAACUCAAAAAGGGGCUUCAGUCUAAGAAAACAGGCCGUAGCUUGGAUGGCCUUCUGAAGUAUGGCUUCUCUCAGGACCAUUGCACCACCAACAACAACUCAAAAGUCAGCUAUCAUUCAGGCAAAAACGAUGACUUCUUUUACAUCAAGGUCAGCAACAAGCCCCGAGCUGCUCAACAUAACAUUAAUACAGCUGAAGACAGUCAAGGAAGAACAGCUGAAAUGGACAAUGAGGUGGACAGGAGAAGAGGGCCACCAGAAUUAGUUCCGCUGUCUGGAAAACUAGAAAAGAGUGUAGAGAACGCCUUGAUUCGGCCGACCGCCUUUAAACCUGUUCUUCCUCGAAGCAGCAGUUCCUUGGUGGAGACUCAUAACAACUUGAGCACUAUCCUGGGCAAGAGAAUUAGUCCCAUAGACAGGCUCAAAGAUCUUCAGGACCCCAAGCUGGAGACAAAUUCUGGUACCUUCUCUGACUCUGGAAGGAACUCUAUGUCCAGCCUGCCUACCCACAGCACCAGUGGCAGCAGCCAGAUGGACAACCUAAGCACUUCAACUAAUCACAUGGUGCGCCAUGGAGGCCUUAGCCAAAACAUGGAAACAUCUCAGAACCCACAGGGGGCUGUAGCUGGAAUGAAUGGAAACUCUGGAUCCAGUAGGAUGUGUAGUGGGACUAAUGGAAACAGUUGGGCCGAUGGAUUUUGUGAAACAAACAGAAGUGGCGAGUCCACAAACGGCAACACAAGAUCCAUUGGUGUCCUCAGUGAAAGUGUGGCAGCUGCAAUAAGUUUGAACAGAGAAAUAACUGCUGCAGCACUGACAGUCUCAUCCACGGAGCAAAAGAUUGAUUUCUCUGGAAACCAAGAGCAGUUUCUUGAACACAGAUUUACAAUUUCAGAGCAAAACCCCAAACCAUCAGCCUCUGGGGGCUGUGUCCGAUCACCAAUUUCAAUGAAUGAAUCACUAAUACAGCAGCUGGAGCACAAACUUCUGGAACGUGAAACUGAGCUGGCAGAGUUACAAACGAGCCUUGAGGAGAAGGAGUCAGACACAUGUCAGCUAUUUGAGGAGAAGCAACGCUACUGUGCAGAGGAGAUGGAGGGGUUGAAACAACGCUGUUCUACAAAACUUCGUCAAGUGUCCCAGAGGGCUUUGAGAGCCCAACAGUUAUUGCAACUUCAGGUGAUACAACUUCAACAGGACAAGGAACGUCUGCAGGAGGAAGUGGACCAGCUAAAUCGUGACAGGGACACUGCAGAAAGCCGACUUCGAAUCUAUGAGAGCCAGAGAAACCUUGUACCUACACUAGAAGAGACUCAGUGGGAGGUGUGCCAGAAGUCAGGUGAGAUUUCUCUGCUGAAGCAGCAACUUAGGGACUCCCAAGCCGAUGUUGGGAACAAACUCAGUGAGAUUGUCAGUCUCAAAGCUUCUCUGAAGGAGUCCAAAUGCAAGAUGGAAGAACUGGAACAGAAGAUCAAGGAGUAUGAGGAAGCUCUUCACCAGCGGUGCGCUGAGGUCGAGGUAUCUAAGAAUGAGUUUCAAAGAAAGAAGAAUGAGGCUGACCUCCUCAGGGAGAAGGUAAACAUGCUGGAAACAGACAUCAAGGGCAUGAAGCAGGACCUAGCAUUGGCCAAAGAGGAGCAACAGAAGCUAAUGACCAUGAGAGCCAAGGUUGAGGAGCAACAGCUGCAACUGAAGAUAAGCCAAGCUCGGAUGGAGGCCUUUGGUGCUAGUCAAGCCAAAUCAAAAUCCCAGGAGGGAACAGGUGCCAGUAAAAUACUACAUCAUAAUGGCUUGGAUACCCUACACAAGGAGGUAGAAAGGCUGAGAGGGGAACUGAAGGAAGAGAAGCAAAAGAAACAUAAGAUGAUGAAUAGCUUCCAGCAAGAGAGACAAACAUGGAAUAAAGAGAAAGACAAAGUAAUCAAAUACCAAAAGCAGUUGCAGUACAAUUAUCUGCAGAUGUACAGAAAGAACAAGGACCUGGAGAAGAUUCUGAAGGAGCUAACGGCUGAGAUGGAUAGUCGGACAGAGAUGGACAUAGACAGCCAUAGCUCUGACCUGAACUUUGAUAAAGUUGUAGCCACAGAGAUAUGAGGUCAUAGAGGAUGAACGUUUUCACAAUUAACCGAAUGGUCUUAAAAGGAUGAAUGUACUAGUGGGCGGAAUUCACAAAGCAAAAUUUAAAGAGAGAAACAUAACGUCACAGAAGAUUUUGAGAUGUCAGGAGAUGCUCGAAACUUAAGAAUAUAACAUCACCUGUACAGACCACAAAAAGCUUUUCUCCUUUUAGAUUGAUCACUUAAUUAAAAAUAUUAGGAUGUCAGCCAUGUGUAUCCCAAUUAAAGAUGCAGUAAGCGAUUUUGUCAAUUAGAA
Molecule: messenger RNA, 2688 nt
Organism: Rhinichthys klamathensis goyatoka
Lineage: Eukaryota; Metazoa; Chordata; Actinopteri; Cypriniformes; Leuciscidae
Gene: lzts1
Product: leucine zipper, putative tumor suppressor 1
Exons: 6
Coding region: 247-2409 (720 amino acids)
Biological process (GO): regulation of synaptic plasticity; regulation of dendrite morphogenesis
Cellular component (GO): dendritic spine
Source: RefSeq, a predicted model, not a curated record